Messenger RNA from Dermacentor albipictus, 7690 nucleotides. It is a transcript of the gene Cyfip, whose product is annotated as Cytoplasmic FMR1-interacting protein Sra-1. Gene Ontology annotation, molecular function: small GTPase binding; RNA 7-methylguanosine cap binding. The record is from RefSeq and is a predicted model, not a curated record. Gene Ontology annotation, biological process: cell morphogenesis; regulation of actin filament polymerization; regulation of translation. Lineage: Eukaryota; Metazoa; Arthropoda; Arachnida; Ixodida; Ixodidae. Gene Ontology annotation, cellular component: synapse; SCAR complex; neuron projection.
AGCGUCUUUGAUGAAACGGAGCACGAUGUAUGUCCCGCUUCGGCAUAUUCGACCGUCAAGUGCGACAUCUUGAAGUGUUUAGAGGAGUUCGAGAAGUACGUUGAAAGUAGUCGUUUGCUUGCGCUGUGCAAUAAUGUCGCAGGACGUGGGGCCUCCUAGUAUCGGUUGCAGUGAAGAGGCGGCCGAGCAGACGACCGAAACUGCUGGCGCCGACAGAACGGGCAAAACCAUGGCAGCGGAGGUGACACUCGCCGAUGCCUUGUCCAACGUGGAUGUGUUGGACGAGCUGCCGCUGCCGGAUCAGCAGCCCUGCAUCGAAGCUUUGCCCUGCAGCAUAGUGUAUCAUGCCAACUUCGACACGAAUUUCGAAGACCGAAAUGCAUUUGUGACAGGAGUCGCCAAGUACAUUGAAGAAGCCACCGUCCAUGCCGAGCUUAAUGAAAUGCUUGAGCAAGGACAGGAGCAUGCAGUCAUGCUUUAUACAUGGAGGUGUUGCUCACGUGCCAUUCCACAGCCCAAGUCAAAUGAGCAACCGAAUAGGGUAGAGAUUUACGAAAAGACAGUUGAAGUACUUGCACCUGAGGUGAACAAGCUGCUCAACUUCAUGUACUUUCAGAGAAGGGCCAUUGACCGGUUCACAGCUGAGGUUAGGAGGUUGUGCCAUGCUGAAAAACGGAAAGACUUCGUGUCAGAAGCCUACCUCUUAACCCUUGGCAAGUUCAUCAAUAUGUUCGCUGUGCUGGAUGAGCUGAAGAACAUGAAGUCCAGUGUGAAAAAUGACUAUGCGACUUACAGGAGGGCAGCCCAGUUCCUCAAGGUAAUGGCUGACUCUCAAGCACUUCAGGAGUCACAGAACCUGUCCAUGUUCCUGGCAACGCAAAACAAAAUACGUGACACACUCAAGGAGACCCUGGAAAAGAUUGUUGGCUAUGAUGACCUCUUAGCAGACAUUGUCAACAUCUGUGUCCAGAUGUACGAGACCAAAAUGUACAUGCUGCCUGCAGAGAAGCACAUGCUGGUUAAGGUGAUGGGAUUUGGUCUUUUUCUAAUGGACGGAGAGGUGUGCAACAUCAACAAACAAGACCAGAAGAAACGGAUAAACAUCAGCAAGAUCGACAAGAUAUUCAAGGCUCUGGAAAUGGUGCCACUGUUUGGAGACAUGCAGAUAGCACCAUUCCACUAUAUCAAGUGCAGCCCACACUAUGAGGCAUCCCGGUGGCCAUUGGCAAGUGCGAGCAGCCCAAGCCCUCAAUCUGACCUCUUGCAACAUCUGCCAGCCAUUCGAGAUGACUACGAACGCUACAUCAGCGAACUCGCACGUCACAGUAAUGAGGUCACAACAACCGUAAAAGAAACACCACGAACAGAUGCAGAAAACAAGGAGUUGAAUGACUUGGCUCUUAGGGGACUCCAACUCCUGUCUGACUGGACAACUCACGUCACAGAGCUUUACUCAUGGAAGUUGAUGCACCCUACUGACCCACACCAGAACAAGGACUGUCCACAGGAGGCUGAGGAGUAUGAGCGAGCCACUCGUUAUAACUAUACUGAUGAAGAAAAGUUUGGCUUGAUUGAAGUGAUAGCCAUGGUAAAAGGCCUACAGGUUCUCAUGAGCCGAAUGGAGACGGUCUUCACGGAUGCUGUCAGGCGACAUGUGUACUACGAACUACAGGGAUUUGUGCAGUGCACUUUGCGUGAGCCACUACGUAAGGCCGUGAAGAACAAGCGUGACCUUGUCCGCAGCAUCAUCAUGUCUGUUCGAGAGACAUGCGCUGACUGGAAACGUGGGACAGAACCCAACGAGGACCCAGCUCUCAGGGGGAAGAAAGACCCUGACAAUGGAUUUGAUAUUUCUGCACCGCGGAGAAAUGUUGGCCCUUCCAGCACACAGUUGUACAUGGUGCGCACAAUGCUGGAGUCACUGAUUGCUGACAAGAGUGGUGGCAAGCGAACUCUGCGCAAGGACAUCGAUGGUCCCUCCCUCAUGGAGAUUGACAGGUUCCACAAGGGAUCUUUCUACUGGAACUACCUACUCAACUUUAGCCAAACAUUGCAAGAGUGUUGUGACCUGUCCCAGUUGUGGUACCGAGAAUUCUACUUGGAAAUGACAAUGGGAAAAAGAAUCCAGUUCCCGAUUGAAAUGUCCCUUCCGUGGAUCCUGACCGAUCACAUCCUAACCACAAAGAACCCUUCCAUGAUGGAAUGUGUAUUGUACCCUUUGGACUUGUACAACGACAGUGCAUUCUAUGCCCUCACUAAGUUCAAAAAACAGUUUCUCUAUGAUGAAGUGGAGGCUGAAGUCAACCUGUGCUUCGACCAGUUUGCAUACAAACUGAGUGACCAGAUAUUUGCCUACUAUAAGCACCUGGCUGGCAGCAUCCUGCUGGACAAGCGCUUCCGCGUUGAGUGUGCAAGCAACUCAACUGUGUUUGCCUACCCCGUGGCCAACCGGUACGAGACUCUGUUGCGGCAGCGACACGUGCAGCUGCUGGGCCGCUCGGUAGAUUUGAACCGCCUGGUUGCCCAGCGGUUGGGUGCUGCGCUCCAACGGAGCCUGGAGCUCGCCGUCGCGCGCUUUGAGGCGCAGGACAUCACGGGUGUUGUGGAGCUUGAAGGCCUGCUGUCAGUGAAUCGUAUGACACACAAGCUACUGAGCAAGUUUGUCACCCUCGAUGACUUCGAUGCCAUGCUGAGAGAAGCAAACCACAAUGUCCUGGCACCUUAUGGUCGCGUGUGUCUUCACGUCUUUUGGGAGCUUAACUAUGACUUCCUGCCAAACUACUGCUACAACGCAGCUACAAACAGGUUUGUCAAGGUGAAAGACAUCACUCUGACGCAACCUGUGACUAGAGAGAAAAUGCCCAGUGCCCAGCCUCACUACAUCUAUGGGACUAAGGCAUUGAACUCAGCAUACCAGCAAAUCUACAGCCUGUACAGUGGCUUUGUGGGUGCACCCCACUUCCGUGCCAUCUGCCGGCUCCUGGGCUACCAGGGCAUUGCCGUUGUCAUGGAGGAACUGCUCAAAAUCGUCAAGAGCCUGAUCCAAGGUACCCUGCUGCAGUACACAAAAACCCUCCUAAAAGUAAUGCCCAAACACUGUAGGCUCCCACGCUAUGACUAUGGCUCCCCUGGCAUCCUUGGUUACUACCACGCUCAACUGAAUGACAUUGUGCAGUACCCCGAUGUGAAGACUGAAAUGUUCCAAAGCUUUCGGGAAGUUGGCAAUGCUAUACUGUUCUGCCUUCUGAUAGAGCAGAGCUUGUCACAGGAAGAGGUGUGUGACCUCCAGCAUGCUGCACCAUUCCAGAACAUUCUGCCACGACCUUACUGUAAAGAUGGAGAAAAACCGGAGACCAAGCUGAAGCGUCUUGAAGCCAAGUACGGGCCUCUGCAGGUGGUGCAGACUAUUGAGCGCCUUGGAACACCAAAGCAAGCCAGCAUUGCCAAGGAGGGGGACCUCCUGACGAAGGAGCGCCUGUGCUGCGGCCUGUCGGUGUUUGAGGUCAUCCUGACUCGCAUCAAGUCUUACCUGGACGACCCCUUGUGGGUGGGGCCACCUCCUACCAAUGGGGUCAUGAAUGUGGAGGAGUGCACCGAGUUCCAUCGGCUGUGGAGUGCCCUGCAAUUUGUCUACUGCAUCCCUGUCGGCGAGAACGAGUUCACUGUCGAGCAACUGUUUGGGGAAGGAUUGCACUGGGCCGGCUGUGCCAUGAUCGUGCUGCUUGGACAGCAACGCCGCUUCGAGGCCCUCGACUUCUGCUACCACAUUCUGCGAGUUCAGCGAGUCGAUGGCAAAGACGAGCUGGUCAAGGGAAUUCCCCUGAAGCGGAUGGUGGAUCGCAUUCGACGUUUCCAAGUGCUCAACUCACAGAUAUUUGCUGUGCUGAACAAAUACCUAAAAACAAGUGAUGCCGACAGCCUGCCUGUGGAGCAUGUGCGCUGCUAUCCUCCACCUAUCCACCAAUCGCUCGCAGCCUCGAGACCUCCACCAGGCACCAUUUACAUGCGCGCUGACAUUGUCCUCAAGUAAUGGGUGACUGCUAGUGCUUUCAUCAUACGAAUGGUCAUGGCAGGCCCGGAAGUUUUGAGUUCCUUAGCAUUUGGGUUCACUUAGCAUGAAGUUGCACUUGUGUAGUAUGGGAAGAAGUAGACGUGACACAUUGCUCACUAGGUAACACAUGAGCAUCUGCUGCAUCAAUUUAGUGUGAUGUCCAAUUUGGUGUUGCUGACUCAGUCACUUUUACGAUCAAUCCCGGUCCUAUGCUCACAUUUUAUGGGAAGUUCUAUCAUUCUCUAAGUGCUGGUUGGUUAUGUGUAUGCCAGCUUGGACAGUGAAAAAUAAUGUGGCCCCAAUGCCUGUAUGUGUACUCUUAGCUGCUUGUGUAAGAUUGAGGGACUUGUGGUUCGUGUUCUCAACUAUCAUGGAAAAGUAUAGCGUUCUCCAAGUAAUUGACAACCACUAGAUGUAAGCCUUUAGUGAGAAGAGAACAACAUUCCAAACAUGAUUCCAUUCUUUCAUGAAAGGCACAUCUGGAGGCAAGAGAACUUGUACCAACAAUAUAAACGCAUGCCUGUGACUAGGCUACAUUGUAACAUAAUUGUUUACACUAAUGCAGUAAUUUAUAGUGUAAUUGGCCUUGUGUAAGAAUGUAGCAUUGUCCAAGUAAGUCUAGAGGAGUGUUUAUACCAAAUGCAGUUACCUGAACCUUGAAUUGAAUUAGUAUUGUGAACGUCAUUUGGCUGACACGUGUCACGAUUCUGCGACAUAGUGGUGAAGUGUGUUCAAAGAAGUUUCGUUAGUGUUCUUGGUUGUGAAAUUGUAGGUCCCUCCUAAAAUGUUGGCCUUGUUCUUCAGUGUGAGCCAUAUACCAUAUGGCCUCUCAUGUCUCAUUUCAAUACUGCUGGGCUAAUUAAAGUUGCCGCCCCCCCCUCCCCCCCUUUUUUUUCAUGUCUAUGUCUUCCUCCUCCAGCAAACUAAUUGAGUGCAUUGUGCUCUAUCAAGUUUUCUUUUUCUUGUUUUUUCCCCCCCCUCUUUAGGUGGCAUUGACAGGACAAAGCAGCUAAAACGUGUUUGUCCUUCGCGUUUAGGUAGACCCUAAUGUAACAGCAGGAAGUGCUUAUGCUAAUGUUCUUGGGCUAUGUGCCAAAGCCACAUCUUGAGUUUGAGACAUGCUAAACAUAAUAAAAUGUACUUCUCCACUGUUCCCAGAAACCAUUUAAACCCGCUUUUGAAGAGGAUAUGUAACGCUAAACUUCAGAAAAUCAAUGGACGAAGAAUACAUGUGAGACUAAAGUAGGUUGAUUGAUAGUACUGUUUUCAUGUGUAUGACCCACCCUCCUUAUUACAAUAUAGUAGAACCCUGUUAAUAAAUUUUUAAGAAAUGCAAAAGAAAACAUACAAACUGCGAAAACGUACGAUCUGAAGCCACUAAAAAAAUUUGGCAGGCUCAACUGUAGUUGACAUCCAUGUAAUGCAAAGCGUUACGCGAAUUGUUGUGGCACGAGAUGCCGACGCAUGCCGAGCUGGUGGGGCCCCAAGUGGCCCGAGACGCACAUCGUUUUUACAGCUUCAGCAAGCAUACGUUUGCGCUUCUCAAAUUCGGCCUGGGUCAACAGUUUCUUCAGGCGGGGCAUUUUUACAGGAAGUUUUGACGUGCUCACUCGGCACCUGGCACGAGAUGUCAACGUCUGUUUGAAAUGAAUUCGAGCGGGUGGUCUUUACCUGAAUAUGAUGCCGCCAUAGUGAAACAUGAUCCUCACUUUGAGCUGCCUGCAGCAGGGAACGGCAGUGCAUUUGGGUUCUCAUCUUUUAAAAGCGUGCUGUGUGCUUUCAACAGCACUACAUCACACCUGCUGCGACACAGAUGGGUGAAGAUGCUUAUCGCAAUAUGGUUGGCAGUGAUAGCUGUGAUUGGGGCAUCUCAGAACCAGCGAGAUUCGCUGAUACCAGAAUAGGAAACUGACUGCCUACUGGCAUUCUUGUGCGACACAGGCGGGUGAGUGCUGCAGCGGGUACCUACUGUUCUCAAUAACGCAUGCCUCGUGCCUUUUCUUGUUAACAUGGGAUCUAGUGGCUGUAAAAUGUAUUGUACGACCGCAUUUUGGCUGUGUACUGAACAUUAGUGCUGAAAAAUAGUGUUUUCCGCGAAUUUGUCAACCAGCAAAAAAGAAGCGUAACUGUGUUAGGUCAUUUUUUGUGCUGGUGCCGGGAAAUCUUACGAAACGGGAUCGUAUCAACAAUGUUCUACUGUAUUCAGAAAGGGGAAAAAGAGUUCCGCAUGUGUAACCAUAGGCAACAAUAUUAAAAUCCUAUAUGUACAAGCAACCCAGCAACAUUGUUGACACAGUGAAAAAAGGAAGGUCCAGGAUUAAUAUUGUUUUAUACGCUAAGUAAUUAUCGCUUUCACCUCUUCUUUGUUUAUAUACAGUGUAGCUUCAUGACGCACAGUGUGGCUGCAUCUAUAAUCACACACCAACUUUGCCUUCAGGUGCAGCUGCCCGGUAAUGUGCUCCAUGCUGCUGUGCAGCUGUACCAAAUGGCAACAUGUAGCAUCUCUCGUAGCCCUCAUGUUACUUUGAGACGUCAAAUCCAGUAAUCUUUUUUAACAUUCAUGUACAACAACUGCACUUGUUCGUAAGUUUCUUGAUUAUUUUUUACGUGGGGCAAGUGCAUGAAAACAUGGUAGUUUUAUCAGGGCAAGAUAUUCACAGAGAAUAUAUUGCUGCGUGUUUAGGUUUAGGCUAGGCAGAAGUGCAGCCUUGUAAGGUUGCAGCAUACAAUGCAGAACUUCUGUCACUUUCAGAAAAUUCUUUUAGUUGUAUUGUGAAUUGCACACAUCAUGCAGCAAAGGCGACUUUGAUGCAGCUGCUGUUGUGCCUAUAAAGGUGUUAUAAAGUGAAGGGUGUGAUGUGCUACUGCCAGUGAACUACUACCGCAUAGGAAGUUUUUAAUUAUCCAUUUUAUUUCACCUGUGGCAAAAAAAAAAAAGAAAUACUAGUGUAACACAGAACCAGCACAAAUGACAUUGUGCUAUCAUUUCACAUUUUUGUGGAACUGUCUGUGUGAACAGAGAUUUAUUUUAUUUUGUAGUCUCAUUCUAUGCUUGUCUUUUCAUACCACUGUUAGUUAUGUUGAAAUCAUUCAUCAUUGUGGCUUUUGUAUCGUGUGUGCAAUGAAAGAAGAAUAAUUCCUGUGUAUCACCUUCUGUUGAUCUUUUGUUUUCUAGUGUGUUCAUUGCUACGGUGUUCAAAACCUGCACAGAGGGUCACUAACUCAAGUUAGGGCAUAAUUUGUUCCAAAUAUUUAUUACUUACCUUCUACAAAGAUACUUGAAUAUUGUAUUUUUAGCUUCUAUACAUUUGACAUACCUUUUUAUUCUGCUGCACAUGGCACACUGUCAUGAUGGACUGCUGUAUCAGUUUAUGUUGAAAACCAGACGCUGUUAGUCAUCCUGUAAUUCCAGAGUGUUACUGUUUUUAGUGAGCUUGAAGAUAUGUAGUGCAAAAUUAGAGCUUUGUUUGUGCUGUCUAUAGAAUGUGUAGUAAGGAGACUGCAUAAUGUGUUGUCUUUGUUCAGCAUUUUCACUUUAAACCUUGCAAUCAUUUACAAGCAAGAUUUUACAUGACUGCUAUUAUUUGGUAACAUUUUCAAUUUGUACGUACAUUACAAUAAAUGGAGUCUAAUAUGUGA